CCGCAAUCUGCUCCGCAAGUGACCACGCGACACCAACCCGCAACAACACUUUUACCACCCCUCAUGCUCUAACUCUACCUACCUUCUAAGCUCUCCCAAGAAAGCGAAGCGAACCGGGAAAAUCGCCAAAUUCCAAAACACCCCGCACGAUCCCCGCCGCGAGGCCACCACCGAACGAAGAUGCUAACCUCCGGCCUCACCAACGCGCCCAUCUCCAAGGGCCUGCUCAUCUACACGAUCGCAGCCUCGGUGGCGCUCGCGAUCCUCGACAUCAAGCACCUGGCCACGCUCCAGAUCACGCCGCACCUGUGGCCGUACGGCCAAUACUGGCGGCUGGCGGCGUGGCAGGUCGCGGGGUUCGGCAACUCGACGGAGGCGCUGUUCGCCGCGAUGCUGGCCUACCACCUGCGGGUGGUGGAGCGGGCGUGGGGGACGCGGAAGAUGGCGACCUUCCUCCUCACCACCUUACCCUACACGACGCUCCUCCCGCCGCUCCUCCUCCUCAUCGUGCGGCCGCUCACCCUCGCGAAGCUGAACGCGCUGCCCUCCGGCCCAACCGCCACGCUCUUCGCGGUACUCGCGCAGUAUCACGCGUCGAUCCCGCAGACGGUGCGGUACUGUCUUUCCACGACCACAGCCGCCACCACGGCCCCAAAUCACUCUACUCCGGCAUCGGCGGCAGCGCCCACGGACCCACCCCCCACCAACAAAGCCAACCUCGCGAUCACGCUCUCCGACAAAUCGACCACCUACCUCGUCGCGGCGCAGCUCGCCGCCUCGCAGUUCCCGAACCUGCUCCUGCCGGCCGUGGUCGGGUGGGGGGUCGGGCUGGCGUGGCGAACGGAGGCGCUGCCGCUGUUCUUCGUGCCGGGCGGGUAUCGGUGGCGGGUGCCGGGGUGGGUGGUUGGGCAGGCGGACCGGAACAGCAGUCGAGUUGGUGGUGGUGGUGCUGGUGGGAGAGAGGCGACGGCUGGGUCCGGGGGCGAGCGGUAUGACGAGUUGCGGCGCAGGUUGGAGGGGGAGGUGGUUGCUGCUUCGGGGUCGUCGGGGGCUGGAGGAGCAGGAGCUGCAGCUGGAUCGGGGGUAGAAGGAGCUGCGCAGCGGUUGAGACGCGGCGUGGGAGCCUAAACCUCUCUGUGGCCGUUUGAUGUAGUGAUAAUGUAUUAUGGUAUGCGGGAUUGGGAGGGGAUGAGGGUUGGAUCUGGGAUUCUCUGUGAGGGUCAUGUAUGAGACUUCGUGCUAAACUAGCUAUCUCCGGGAUACAAUAAGACUCUUCUCAAGUU
Molecule: messenger RNA, 1283 nt
Organism: Aspergillus japonicus CBS 114.51
Lineage: Eukaryota; Fungi; Ascomycota; Eurotiomycetes; Eurotiales; Aspergillaceae
Gene: dscB
Product: protein dscB
Exons: 2
Coding region: 181-1128 (315 amino acids)
Source: RefSeq, a predicted model, not a curated record